Molecule: messenger RNA, 577 nt
Organism: Penaeus vannamei (Pacific white shrimp)
Lineage: Eukaryota; Metazoa; Arthropoda; Malacostraca; Decapoda; Penaeidae
Source: RefSeq, a predicted model, not a curated record
AUGUGCGUGCGACACACCCUCCGUGUUACAGUUACCUCGUCGGACUUCUCAGCGGAGCCGUCCUUCUUCUGCUCGGCCUCCUCGUGGAAGUGCAGCUGCGGGGGCGGGGCCGUGGGGACCUCCGACAGCCUGGAGGGGGACGACGAGUCCACCACGGGCGGGGCGGCCACGGGGGGCGCAGUGCUCGUGGGCGUCACGGCGUUUGUGACGGGCGAGGCAGCAACGGACGCGGCCUUUGCUUCGACGUCCGCCCCCGCUGUAGGUGACCCGAGGGCCUCCGCCUCGUCCCCGCCCCCAGGGGCUGGCGCAGCGGAGAUGGACAGCGCCGAGCCAGCCUCCCCCAGGGGCGACGCCACCCCUUCCUUGUCGGGUUUGAGCGGGGGUCCCGAGGCCGCCGCCGCCGUCCCCGAGGCCGAGUACAACAGCUGAGGACGCUGCUCGCUGCGGGCAGUCAUGGCUCCUCCUGCUCGGCGCUCGCUAAUUCCGGCUCUUGGCUCUCUUCACUGGCAAAAAGGUCACCGCGAGGCCUUCUCAAGAGGUCAUUUACGGCGGUCGAGUCUGUGUCCUAAGAGUUAAA